CUCCAAACGUCUGACACCCUAUAAUCAUGUCACCUUAUCAUUUCACCCUGAAGAAGGCACAGGGAUACCGAAACGUUGGUAUCCAACAGACCAUUGAGCAGGAGGAGAGUCAGAACAAGUCUUCAGCUGACCUGAGGAUACGCAAGACACAGCACUCAACGCUGUCCCGUAAGUUUGUGGAGGUGAUGUCAGAGUACAACGCCACCCAGUCAGACUACAGGGAGCGCUGCAAGGGACGUAUCCAGAGACAGCUGGAGAUCACUGGGAGGAAUACAACAAACGAGGAGCUGGAGAGCAUGUUAGAGAGCGACAACCCAGCGAUCUUCACCUCAGGGAUCGUCAUGGACUCCAACAUCACCCAGCAGGCGAUGAACGAGAUCGAGACUCGUCACACUGAGAUCAUCAAGCUGGAGAACAGCAUCCGUGAGCUACAUGACAUGUUCAUGGACAUGGCCAUGCUGGUGGAGAGCCAGGGGGAGCUGGUGAACAACAUUGAGCAGAACGUGUGUAACACCCAGGACUAUGUGGAACAGGCCAGAGACAACUACAAGGCUGCCGUCAGCAUGCAGAAGGGCGGCCACAGGAAGAAAAUUCUGAUCAUUAUUUGCUGUGUGAUUCUGGGAAUCGUCAUUGCUUCUACAAUUGGAGGAUAUCUAGGUAUAGCCUGAGACACACACCGAACGUCACACAUACAGGUCUACAAGUGGGCCCGUUUCCCCUGAAUACAACACACACACACACACAUACAGGUCUACAAGUGGGCCCGUUUCCCCUGAAUACAACACACACACACACACACACACACACAUACAGGUCUACAAGUGGGCCCGUUUCCCCUGAAUACAACACACACACAAACACAUACUAUACAGGUCUACAAGUGGGCCCGUUUCCCCUGAAUACAACACACACAAACACACACACAUACCGGUCUACAAGUGGGCCCGUUUCCCCUGAAUAAAACACACACCCACAUACACACACAUACAGGUCUACAAGUGGGCCCGUUUCCCCUGAAUACAACACACACACACAUACAGGUGUACAAGUGGGCCCGUUUCCCCUGAAUACAACACACACACACAUACAGGUGUACAAGUGGGCCCGUUUCCCCUGAAUACAACACACACACACAUACAGGUGUACAAGUGGGCCCGUUUCCCCUGAAUACAACACACACACACAUACAGGUGUACAAGUGGGCCCGUUUCCCCUGAAUACAACACAUACACACACAUACAGGUGUACAAGUGGGCCCGUUUCCCCUGAAUACAACACACACACACAUACAGGUGUACAAGUGGGCCCGUUUCCCCUGAAUACAACACACACACACAUACAGGUCUACAAGUGGGCCCAUUUCCCCUGAAUACAACACACACACACAUACAGGUGUACAAGUGGGCCCGUUUCCCCUGAAUACAACACACACACACAUACAGGUGUACAAGUGGGCCCGUUUCCCCUGAAUACAACACACACACACAUCCAUACAGGUGUACAAGUGGGCCCGUUUCCCCUGAAUACAACACACACAUACAUACAGGUGUACAAGUGGGCCCGUUUCCCCUGAAUACAACACACACACACAUACAGGUGUACAAGUGGGCCCGUUUCCCCUGAAUACAACACACACACACAUACAGGUGUACAAGUGGGCCCGUUUCCCCUGAAUACAACACACACACACAUACAGGUGUACAAGUGGGCCCGUUUCCCCUGAAUACAACACACACACACAUACAGGUGUACAAGUGGGCCCGUUUCCCCUGAAUACAACACACACACACAUACAGGUGUACAAGUGGGCCCGUUUCCCCUGAAUACAACACACACACACAUACAGGUGUACAAGUGGGCCCGUUUCCCCUGAAUACAACACACACACACAUACAGGUGUACAAGUGGGCCCGUUUCCCCUGAAUACAACACACACACACAUACAGGUGUACAAGUGGGCCCGUUUCCCCUGAAUACAACACACACACACAUACAGGUGUACAAGUGGGCCCGUUUCCCCUGAAUACAACACACACACACAUACAGGUGUACAAGUGGGCCCGUUUCCCCUGAAUACAACACACACACACAUACAGGUGUACAAGUGGGCCCGUUUCCCCUGAAUACAACACACACACACAUACAGGUGUACAAGUGGGCCCGUUUCCCCUGAAUACAACACACACACACAUACAGGUGUACAAGUGGGCCCGUUUCCCCUGAAUACAACACACACACACAUACAGGUGUACAAGUGGGCCCGUUUCCCCUGAAUACAACACACACA
Salvelinus namaycush (lake trout) is the source of this 2287-nucleotide messenger RNA. Its product is annotated as syntaxin-1A-like. The record is from RefSeq and is a predicted model, not a curated record. Gene Ontology annotation, cellular component: presynaptic active zone membrane; endomembrane system; SNARE complex. Lineage: Eukaryota; Metazoa; Chordata; Actinopteri; Salmoniformes; Salmonidae. Gene Ontology annotation, molecular function: SNARE binding; SNAP receptor activity. The transcript is spliced from 7 exons. Gene Ontology annotation, biological process: exocytosis; intracellular protein transport; synaptic vesicle fusion to presynaptic active zone membrane. The coding region runs from base 27 to 668 and encodes 213 amino acids.